AUGACUGAAAACAUUCCGACACCGGUGGCUCCGACGUACAAUCAGUUAAUCGAGGCGGUGCGCACGUUAACCGAAAGGUUACAAGUACUCGAGAGUGCCUCUUCUUCACAACACACUCAACCACCACAACCUCCAAUACAGAACACCAUUCUCUCCGCAGCCUCCUCACUCGACUACCGCAUACUUCCGGAUGUGGGAACGUCCAUCUGGUCGUUCACCGGACACGAGUCGAGCACCCAAGCGGAAGAUUGGAUCAGCUCUGUGGAUGGGACGGCUCAGGUCAACCAGUGGCCAUUGCGGCACCGUUUACAAUACGUUCGAUCGAACAUCUCGCAAGCCGCGCGGAGUUGGUUCCUGUUGGAAGAGUUCCGGGAUUGGGACACCUUCGUCCAGAGGUUCAGAACCACGUUCGUGCGCACGUUACGUAAGGCCGAUUUGUGGCGUGAACUCGAAGCCCGAACUCAAGAGCCGAACGAAUUAACCAUCGAUUAUUUUUAUGCGAAACUCGGGAUGUGCCACUCGCUUGAUUUGACGUUCGCAGAUACGCGGGAAUAUGUCAUCGAGGGACUCAGGUCGCAACCGCUUACCGACUGGGUCUACGGUCGCACUCAUUCCCACCACGACGAUCUCUUAUCGGAUAUUCGAGAUUGGGAACGAAUGCGUGCCAAGAGAAAAGAAAAAUUCGAGGCCGCCGGGCCGACGUCUACCAAACCACGCAAACAGAGGUUUACCACCGAACAGUCGAGUGCGAAAUCGACUAGCGUCGCACCCGCUGUUCUGCCGAAAAUGACGUCCAGCACGGUCGUUGAGUCGUCGACGUCCGUGCCUGAAUCGAAAACCGACGCGUCGAGGGGCCGACCGACGAUUUAUUGUUAUAAUUGCCGUGGCGCGGGACACAUCAGUAGGGAUUGCCCGAAACCACGACGGCCGAUGAAGUGCUCUAACUGCAACUCCAAUCAGCACACACGCGGUCGAUGCCCGGAGGUCGCUGAACGGUCCGAGGGUACGUCUGCCGCCGACCAUGCGUACCGUGUCGACGCAAACACGAGCACGAGGCCGAAGAAUCCGUUUUCAAAAACCGUGCUGGUCAACGGACAUGCCGUGUCCGGCCUGAUCGACUCGGGCAGCUCCGCGGUGUUGAUACGUAUAUCGAUAGCCCACGAGUGCGGUAUCGCCGUACGCGACGCCGUGUGUCCGCUCUACACGGUAGGAAAUGCCGAUCAGCCUAGCGCGACGACAAUCGGCGAAGGCUUCGCCGACGUCACCAUUGACGAUGUGCUGGGAGCUGACCACGUUUUGAAGGUUGUGCCUGACAACGCGAUACCUGUUGACGUGUUGGUUGGCCGCACGUGGCUCGACCUUCCGCACGUCAAUUAUUCGAAGCGAGCAGGCGAAAUUGUUUUUGAAUCGAACAGUUGUGUGUCUGUCGACGCUCUCGCCGAGACGUAUGUCGCCGGCGACGACGAAAUCUACGUCGCGGAAACCGAACAACAGCCGCCCGCGAAGGAACCCAUCACAGUCGACGACGUUGUGUUUGACACCAACGUGACGGAGGUUCAACGUGAAUCGUUAGUCGAGUUACUAAACGAAUAUCGCGACGCUUUCGCGAAGAAUAUUAAGGAGCUCGGCUGUACGAAUGUAAUUUCGAUGGACAUUACGGAAAUUCCUGAUAGCACUCCGGUUAGUCUAAAACCAUACCGAACGUCGCCCUCCGACCGCCGCUUGAUCGCUGACACGAUCCGAGACUGGAAGGAAGCAGGCAUUGUGAGCGACUCGACCUCUCAGUACGCCAGCCCAGUGCUCCUCGUUAGCAAGUCGUCGGGUGAGAAGCGACUAUGUGUGGAUUACCGACGUCUGAACCAACAAACCACGAACCAGCCAUACCCGAUGCCCGACGUGGACUCACAGCUCGGUGCAUUGUCUCAUGGCGUGAUUUUCACAGUCCUGGAUUUAUCCAAUGGAUUUCUGCAGGUGCCGCUUACCCCCGCGGCCAAAGACAAAACAGCGUUCGUCACCGAAGAGUCGACCGCCAAGUUUGAGCGCAUGCCUUUUGGGUUAAAGGGUGCACCGGGGACGUUCCAGAAGAUGAUGGGAAUCGUUUUCGAAAAUUUGAAGAAGGACGGAGUUCUAAGCACGUAUCUGGACGACAUCAUCCUACCGUCGAAAAAUUGGGAACUCAUGAUGAGCGACCUGC
This is a messenger RNA of Myzus persicae (green peach aphid), 2194 nucleotides long. RefSeq lists its product as uncharacterized. The transcript has a single exon. The annotation marks the transcript as partial. Gene Ontology annotation, molecular function: zinc ion binding; nucleic acid binding; aspartic-type endopeptidase activity. Lineage: Eukaryota; Metazoa; Arthropoda; Insecta; Hemiptera; Aphididae. Gene Ontology annotation, biological process: proteolysis. The record is from RefSeq and is a predicted model, not a curated record.